AGCAGGACCUUGCACUGUUGUUUCCGGACUGCUCCUCCUUUGUUUUACACUCCCUUCCUUCCCUAAUAAGAAACCAUUUGAGUCUGCCCUAAGGGACUCUGGGAAGGUCUAGGAAGCUGAAGCCUUUUCCCAACAAAGCAGAAACAGGGGACACAGAAAGCGUUUGUAUCCAGGAGGGCCCCACAGGGUCCUGCUCGGUUUCAGGGGGAAGGUAUGUAAACAGAACAUUACUAUACAACGGGAAAGGCAGCGGAGGUGGGAGGGAAUGCCAUGCAGACUCAGCGGAUACUGUCUCUGCAGCAGGUGUCACCUUGCAAGUGGCCUUUGAAGAAUUAAGACUUACCUGGGCCAACAAGCAUAUACUACACACAAACAAUCUUACAGGUCUGCAGAAGAGAAGGACUUCAUAGAAACGGCGCUUGGGCAAGGGAAGCAGGACACAUCAUUCCACGUGUAAAGCACUAUGUGAGUUAGAGAUUAAGUAAACCACGGUCUGUGCUCCCAGGCACAACACAAGGCACCCGAGUACAACGCAAACUGCGUUGAGGGGAAAAGGAAAGGUGAAUUUAACUCUGGUCCGAAGUACGAAGAUCACGAGGACGACGGCAGGUGAGGGUGGGGAGGACUUUCUUUAGGGCUCUGGAGGGGGUGGGUGCAGUACAGUGAGGGCCGGAAAAAUUAAGGUGGGGCGGUAGGAGUUCAGCCUUAAGCAGAAAAGGGGCGGAGGAAGCUGGACAGGAGGGAGGAGAUUCGCGCAGAAAAGUGGGUGGAACCAGUGGGCUCCACCCCCUCCCCCGCCUCCCACUCCCCACAACCUACUUAGCGCGGAGUCUGGUGAGACAGGUGAGGGAAGAACUCGGUGCAGGAGUUGGGGAGGGGCCAUGGUGCCAAGCCAGCUGUGGGGGAGACUGGAGAAGCCCUUUCUCUUCCUGUGCUGCGCCUCCUUCCUCCUGGGGCUGGCUUUGCUGGGGAUACGGCCGGACAUCGCCCCUGUUGCUUAUUUCUUUCUCAGCUUGAGCGGCUUCUUCUUGUUGGUCUGCUUCCUGGCCUGCCUUUUGGAACGGGGGUCUCAAUCCAUGCAGACUGAGAGCCCAGGGGCCUCAAGCAAUGCACGGGACAAUGAAGCCUUUGAAGUGCCAGCCUACGAAGAGGCCACGGUGUUGGAAUCACAGAGCCACCCCCAAGAGCUGGAUCAACCCCCCUCCUACAGCAGUGUUGUUGUGAUCCCCCCAGCACAUGAGGAGGGACAGCCUAGCCACCCAGAGGAGCCCAGGAGAGCCAGAUUGGACAGGCGAGUGGGCUCAGAAGGAUCUGUGACCUCAGGAAGCCAUGGAAGACCCCCAGUCAGCCUGCGGCUUCGGGGAGCACGGGUUGUGUCCACUGUCCCUGACCUGCAGAGCUUGUGGACUGUCCCCAAACUGGAACCGCUGACUCCACCCCCUGCCUAUGACGUCAGCCUCUGUUACCCCGAUGAUGAUGUUUUCUAUGGAAACAACUGGACACCCCCCUAAAGGGCCUUCCCAGGAUCUACCGUCUUUCUGCAGCAGACUCAGGCUUUCGUUCGACCAUCACUUCCCAGGGCCUGUUACGUGCCCGGAGCUGAUCCACCCGCACAUCACAGAUGAAGACGUCAACCCAGAGGGGAGUCAGGCCACCACGAGCCAGGUCUAGUCUUGAGGUGGCACAUCCCAGACAUGUAGGCGGCACAAUCUGAGCCUUCGGGAAAUCGCCAGUGACCUGCCCCAUAGCUGAUUAUCUCCAGAGUGAGGCUGAGGGUGAGAUGAGGAGGCGAGCCAGAGAAAUCUGGUGAAAGAAGAAAAGAAAUACCAUCUGAGUGGCAGCUAUGUUGCCUCAGUUCUGGAGCUUUCCGUCCGUUAGAUCACAAAAAGUGAGGUAGUAGCGCCCUCAUUUGCAAAAUGAGGCUUCCAAGGGUCAGAAAAUUUGAUGAUUUGCACAGGGGCCCGCUGCUGAUAAAUAGCACACAAAUGUCUUGAACUCUGCUCUUCUGAUGCCAAAGAAGCAGGCGCUAGAUGGGGCCCAGGCUGAGCAACUGUGAUCUGUCCUUCUCCCCCAUCUCCGCCCCCCCACCUUCCUGUGCGUUCUCUGCAUCUCUCUUCUCUCUUCAAAUAAACACUUAUUUGCCUCACUA
Messenger RNA from Sus scrofa (pig), 2149 nucleotides. It is a transcript of the gene TMEM139, whose product is annotated as transmembrane protein 139. Lineage: Eukaryota; Metazoa; Chordata; Mammalia; Artiodactyla; Suidae. The record is from RefSeq and is a predicted model, not a curated record.